AUGUGGUUCCACCCCGCAAGGAACGAAGGCGGGGAAGGCGUUCGCCUUGAAAGGCUCCAAGGUGCCGGGUACGAGGCGUGCGAACUCGAGGGAAAACACCACGAUCGUCUCCACCAUCGGCGCCGACGGCCACACCUACGACCCCACCAUUAUCUGCAAAGGACAGCGCAUGCAACCGGAUUGGGUCGCCGACGACAACGGCAUCCCCGGUGCGAGGUACACCGUCACGGAGUCUUCCUUGAUCCAGAGCGACGUCUUCCUCAGCUACCUUCGGAACCUCCGCGAACAGCUCACGCUCGUGGCUUGCAGGGCAAAGUUGCCCUUGUGCUUGAUGGCCACGCCUCGCACACGACCUUCGAAGCCAUCUCCUUGGCGAUUUCUCUGGACAUCGACCUCUUUCAGCUGCCGUCCCACCCAUCGCACAUGACCCAGCCCUUGGACGUCGGCACGCUCGGAACCUUCAAGAAGCAGAUGACAAAGGUGCUCAAUGCCUACCCGCUUCAAAACGGAGGGAGGAGUCCGGGGAAGCGUGACAUGGCUGGUGUGAUUGCGCAGGCAUGGGCCGGAAGUUUUACACCUUUGAACAACAGCUCGUCAUUCAGAGGGGUGGGCCUAUGGCCGGUGGACAUGGAAAAGGCACUCGGUCGGCUACACAGCACGAGGAAACAGUCGGCGUCUGACCGCCCGAUCCCGGAGGACCUCGCUAUCGUAACCUCCAAGGAGAAGCUGGAAGCACACCUCGGUCCUGACGCCCUGAAGGAGUUGAAGGAACGUGGGUACAUGAUCGAGGGGUUCCGUGUCAACACCGUGCUGCUCGACGGGCUCUUCCACCUCCGCAAGCGCUCUAAGAAAAUUGCGACAGUACGGACGGGCGCGGUGGUCAAGGAUGGCGGUGUUAUGACCCGCCAAGAAGUAUUGGAGAUCUACGAGAAGCUCGACCACGAGAAAAAGGCAGCUGAGAAAAAAAAGGAGGUCAAUCGGCAGAAGCGCGCGGAAAGGAAGGCAGCGAAGGAGGCCGACCGCGCGAACGGUGGAGGUCGUGGGCUGCGGGACACGGACGGCGGUCGGGGGGGGCGGUGGUGCGCAUCAGGGAGGCGAGAGGGCCGUACCUCCGGACAGGGCGGCUGGGGCCGCCCUGCUGGUGCUCGCGGGGAAGGGAGGGGAGCGGGAGGGCGCGAGGGGGGCGUGUGGGGGGGAUAG
This is a messenger RNA of Ectocarpus sp. CCAP 1310/34, 1200 nucleotides long. The record is from the annotation of a GenBank genome assembly. Lineage: Eukaryota; Phaeophyceae; Ectocarpales; Ectocarpaceae.